AUGCAGAAUAACAAUCUCAAGAGUGUUAACAAUUCGUUCGUGUCGUCGGCGGGGAAUCUGAAAUGCCUUUACGCCCACCGGAUAUCCUAUGUGUUCGACUUGAAGGGACCGGCAUUUUUCGUCGACUCCGCCUGUGCUUCCAGUAUGACUGCAUUAACGCUAGCCUUUAAUGAUUUGAUUCAAGGUAAUAGUGAUUACGCGAUAGUGUGCGGCACUCAUAUGGCGUUCGAGCCCUUCAUUAAUCAAUGGCAACAAAUGUUCGGAAUGUGUUCUCCGAGAGGAGUGUCCGCAGUGUUUGACGAGUCGGCCGACGGCUACAUGAUUACGCGAUAG
Medioppia subpectinata is the source of this 333-nucleotide messenger RNA. Lineage: Eukaryota; Metazoa; Arthropoda; Arachnida; Sarcoptiformes; Oppiidae. The record is from the annotation of a GenBank genome assembly.